AUGGCUGACAAACAAGAAUGCGUAGAGCACUUGGACGAUCCCUCCCCCAGAACCACCGGUUCAGACCACUCUGGCUCUGCAACCGACAUCGGAGGACCCAUUGGUGGUGGAGAGUUGUCACCGUCAAAGUUGGAGAGGACAACGAGUAUGGACCACCAGAACACGGCUCAGGCUUCGCUGGAUGUUGAGAUGGCCAAAGCCCACAUCUCCACAUGCCGCAUGUUCAAUAUCGGCUUCUUUGUCUUUACCCUGGGCUCCCUUCUCUGCGGCCUCGCUCAAAAAAAAUACAACGGUUACGAUCUCCUCGGCUACCGUGUGGUCCAAGGUCUCGGAGGCGCCCUCCUCUUCUCCAACUGCUUCGCCAUCGUGGCCGAUAAAUUCUACCCCUACAACCAAGUCGGACUCGCCAGUGGUAUCAUCAACAUUGCCUUUGCGGCCGGAACGAUUCUGGGACCCGUCAUUGGAGGAGCGACGGUCAAAGCUAGCUGGAAAUGGGUCUUCUUCUUCAACCUACCGUUUGGAGCGCUCGGCACACUGGCUGGAUUCCUGUUCUGCCAUGACACCGUCUUUUCUCAUGUCGAGUAUGCGUCGUUCAGGAAGCUGGUUCCUACGUUCGACUACAUUGGAUUCAUCAGUCUGACGGGCACGUUGGUCCUCUUGUUUGUGGUAGUCGUCAGUGCCUUGUUCCCCAACGGCAAGGUCUCGGAGAACUCUUCGCUGAUCGGCAUGGGUGUCGCGAUGGGUGUCCUCUUUAUUAUAUUCAUCAUCCAACAGGCGUUCGUCCGCGGCGGCAAGCGUUAUAACCCCGCCAAGGCUCCCUUCAUUGACUUUAACCUAUUCAAGAACUGGGUCUUCAACAACACGGUCGUCCUCGGCGGUCUUGCCGGUGGUGUCGCCCGUACCAAUUUGACCUUUUCCUACAUCUUCUUCUUCCAAGGACCCUACAGCAAGGACCCCCUUAUGGCUGGUAUUUUGCUGAUCCCCUUUGGACUGGGCAUCAUGAUCGCUGGUAUGCCUGCCGGUCGUUUGGCGGACGUAAUUGGAUUCCGCUACCUCUGCACUGCCGGACUUGCCCUGGCUUCGCUCGCAACCCUGAUUAUGCCCUUGGUGAUCAAGCCCGAAACCAACACCUGGGUGAUCUCUGCGCUCCUCCUUGUCAGCGGACUCGGCUGGGGUCUCUACCAGUCGCCCUCAGCCUCGAUCUCGAUGCUUUGUAUCCUCCCCCAGCAGCGGUCUGCCUCAUCGUCCCUCCGUAUCAUGUUCACCAUGCUGUCCCAGAUGAUCGCCAUUGUCAUCUGCUUCAAGAUCAUCAUCUCGGGUAUGCCGCCAGAAGCCGUCCAGGAGCUAUUCAUCUACGGCGGAGGUAUUGAUGCAAUGUACCUGCCCUCGUUCAUGCAUGGCUGGAAGAUUGUCUGCUGGAUCACUUUCGUAAUCACGCUUGUCUGCUGUGUUUGCUCCUGGGGUCUACCCAUCCGGCCUGUCCUGGCCAACACUGAGCCGAACUUGGAUGCUGCUAGCGUUGCUGAUAUCGAGGAGGCAAAAUAA
Linnemannia hyalina is the source of this 1545-nucleotide messenger RNA. NCBI's taxonomy places the organism in Eukaryota, Fungi, Mortierellomycota, Mortierellomycetes, Mortierellales, Mortierellaceae. The record is from the annotation of a GenBank genome assembly.